ACCACAUUGAUGAAAAUGUUUAAAAUUGUAACUUAGAAAAGGUACAUUGUACUGCAAAUGGUUAAGAAACCAUAUAAAUAAAAUUGAUUAAUGUUAUCACAAAUCAUCUGGUAAAAAGCCUAGUAAUGUUCUUUUGAAUUUGAGUUUGGUUAAUAGUUUACGAGUGUUUGGAAAGGAUGACAUUGCAGGUCGGUAAUAUAAAAUUUUUUUGGUGGGUUCUCUUUAACUUUUUAGCUUUUGAGGGGACGUUAUGGUAAAUAUGAUUCGACCGAAGUAAUACCAUAAAUUACACAAUCGGGACGUGGGAACCAGUUUUUGGAACUCUCUGGAACUCUCCCGACUUUAUCCACAGCCACGCAUAAAUUGCGGUCAUUUUCUUCACCCGUACUUGAGAAAACUCUUUCAACAGUUAAUUUUCGUAUAAUUGUAGUUGUAAUCCACCCCGGAAAUCGGAAAUAUGUCAAUGAUUCCAAGCUUUUUCGGCCGGAGAUCCAACGUUUACGAUCCAUUUUCCAUGGAUGUAUGGGACCCAUUUGAAGGCUGGCCGUUCAACGCCGUCACCGGCGGCCGCGCUAACUUCCCCUCAUCGUCCUCCGCGACGGCGUCGUUUGCCCAGGCGAAUAUCGACUGGAAGGAGACUCCAAAAGCGCACGUGUUCAAGGCCGACGUCCCGGGGCUGAGGAAGGAAGAAGUGAAGGUGGAGGUGGAAGACGACCGGAUCCUGCAGAUCAGCGGGGAGAGGAAGCGGGAAAUCGAGGACAAAGGCGACACCUGGCACCGCGUGGAGAGGAGCAGCGGCAAAUUCUUGCGGAGGUUCAGGCUGCCGGAAAAUGCCAAGGUCGAUCAAGUCAAGGCAUCCAUGGAGGAGGGGGUGUUGACUAUUACUGUUCCCAAAGAAGAGAUCAAGAGGCGAGAUGUGAAGUCCAUUGAAAUUUCUGGUUAGAUUAGAAGAAGAACAAGUCCUUUUUGAUUCUUGACUUUUGGACAUCUUUAUUGUACUAUUACUCCCCUCACUUUUUUUUUUUUUUUGGAGUAAACUUUCUUUCUUUCUUUGUUGUUUCACUGGUGGUUAUGAUAUUGUAACUUCUACCUAAUUUCAUCUCUUCAUUUUGUCACAUUCUUUUCCUGGCCAAUCACAUUAUUUUGUUAAGGAUAUUUCAUUUGGUGUCACCCGAUAUAAUUAUC
Messenger RNA from Oldenlandia corymbosa var. corymbosa, 1185 nucleotides. NCBI's taxonomy places the organism in Eukaryota, Viridiplantae, Streptophyta, Magnoliopsida, Gentianales, Rubiaceae. The record is from the annotation of a GenBank genome assembly.